Oxyura jamaicensis (ruddy duck) is the source of this 4999-nucleotide messenger RNA. It is a transcript of the gene MVB12B, whose product is annotated as multivesicular body subunit 12B. The transcript is spliced from 11 exons. The record is from RefSeq and is a predicted model, not a curated record. Gene Ontology annotation, biological process: viral budding; regulation of epidermal growth factor receptor signaling pathway; virus maturation. Lineage: Eukaryota; Metazoa; Chordata; Aves; Anseriformes; Anatidae. Gene Ontology annotation, cellular component: late endosome; ESCRT I complex. Bases 336 to 1307 code for a protein of 323 amino acids.
CACACGCUGUUUGUCUUUAUGAGCCAGGAAGGGGACACUGAGCUGCCCGAGUUUUAUUUACUCACCUCUUACAUUGCCAGUGUUUAGGAGUUUUCACUGUGGUUUCUGGAAGGGUUCUCAAAGAUCCACAGAGCUUUAGUGUUUGCUUUGCUUUCUCUAAGUUGGGAUGCUCACGGUCAUUGCAACAGCAGCUGGGUCCUCAGCUGAAAUGGGAGAGCUGGACGUCAGAAGGCGUUCAGCUGGUCACGUUAAAAUUUACAUUUCUCCAUCCUGUAUUUAUUUUAAACCCAGUGAGAGUGUGCAAACGCAAGCCUUGGUGGAGCCUGUCAGGUCCCAUGGCAGCACGAUGUUUGUUCAGACUGGGCAUUGUGAAGUGUAAACCCAGGUCCUACUGGCACCAGCACUCACCUCUGCCUUUUCUAGAAGCAGAUCAGUCCAUGAUGCCUGAAGUGCGAGACCUCUCCGAUGCGUUGCCUGACUUGCCGAUGGAUCCCAUCACGGGUGUUGGUGUGGUCGCAUCCCGGAACCGUGCACCGACAGGUUAUGAUGUAGUUGCACAAACAGCAGAUGGUUUGGAUGCUGACCUCUGGAAAGAUGGCUUAUUUAAAUCCAAGGUCACACGAUACCUGUGCUUCACGAGAUCAUUUUCAAAAGAAAAUAGUCAUUUAGGCAACGUCUUGGUUGAUAUGAAGCUCAUUGACAUAAAGGACACUUUACCUGUGGGCUUCAUCCCCAUCCAGGAGACCGUUGAUACACAAGAAGUAGCUUUCAGAAAGAAGAGGCUAUGCAUUAAAUUCAUCCCUCGAGAUUCUACAGAGGCAGCAAUCUGUGAUAUCCGAAUCCUGAGUAGAUCUAAGCAAGCCCCUCCUCAAUACACAUUCAUAGGGGAGUUGAACAACAUGGGCAUUUGGUACCGGAUGGGCAGAGUUCCCCGCAACCAUGAGUCUUCACAACCUGCUACUCCUUCCCAAGUACCGUCUUCAACACCAGCUCCUAACCUGCCGAGGCACAUCUCACUAACUCUUCCUGCUAGCUUUCGAGGCAAAAGUCACAGCACUCGCCUGGACUUGGAGCACCAGCACUCAAAUUUGUAUGCUAUAUCAGCAAUGGAUGGAGUACCUUUUAUGAUUUCAGAGAAGUUUGCCUGCGCUCCUGAAGGGAUGCAGCCAGUUGAUUUUUUGGGCAUCACAAUCAAAACCCUUGCAGAAAUCGAAAAGGAGUACGACUACAGCUUCAGGACGGAGCAGAGCGCAGCGGCCCGCCUGCCGCCCAGCCCCACCAGGUGCCCGCCGGUCCCGCCGUCCUGAGGGGGCUGCCGGCGCUGGAGCAGCUGUGUGCGUGCAUACUACUGAGCGGGAUGCGGCGCUAGGGGCCCUCCCAGCAGAGCUCUGCUCAUCCAGCUAUCGCCACCCACCCUGCGCUGCACCGCCUCCUCCUGCACACGUUGUUCCAUGCAUUUGGACCGUGCAACCCUUCGGCAGCUGCCCUCACCCUUCUAUGCUGCUGCGGACGAGUCUCCACGUGAGUACGUUACUCAGAGCCUGGCUGGCAGUCUCUCGGUUGCUUCUGUUUCCAUGUACCCUGCUGCAGGACAGUCACAAAAACAAUAGACUGUAACGAAGCCCUGUGAAGAGCAAGCUGUGAGCUCACAGACGAUCAGGAAUGCUCAUCAGCUAGCCCUAAGAGAGAGUAAAAGAUAACAGCCGGUUAACAGCAAACUCCAGACAUCCCGCCCAAGCUGGCUGCUUUGCUCUCAUCGCCCCAUGCACGUCGCUGGGCAGGCGGCACCGAGCCGUGGCAGACACUUCGUUGGCCUCUGCUGAGGUCCGGGCAUGCAGCAGCUCUGCCGUGGCCAGGUUCAGCCCCAGACUGUGGUCUUCGUUUUUGCUGCAGGCUCAUGGAGCCAGGGUCACUUGCUCAGACCUGCUCUGGGCCCUCUCCCCAGUUGCUGGCAAGGGGGAGGAGCACAGAGAUCACGAGCGGCACUGCGGUCUCUGAGGUGAAGCACCUUUGCUUUGCACAGGGUGUCCGUGUAUCUGGCAGGACCUUGAGUGACAGACGUCCCAUGUGUCCUUCUGGGCUGGAUGCUGACAGCAAGCCAGCAAGACCCCUGUAACGUCAUGCUGACCCCUCACUGCAGCUGCCUGCUGAGCUGUGGCCCUGCUGACAGGGCGGAUGCUGUCACCUGUCUGUUACUUUGGACAGUUUUCUCAUUUUUGCCCCGCUAGCUGCUAAAACAAAAGAGAUGUGCCUGUUCCCCUUUGCACUCAUGGAAGGAAGCACUGAAGUCUGGCGUAGCGCAGGAUGAGAGUUGAUGCAUUAAACCCUGACCUCAGCCUCCUUGUGAUCGGUGACCUAAGCUCACUCCUGAGCCAAAUGCAUGUCUUGGAGAACUCAGUUGCUGUAAUGAGUUACUCAGAAAUGCCCAUCUGACUCUCUGCUUCUUUUUCAAGUCUCUGCUGUAGAACAAAACUACAUCAUGGCAGCAAAAUGGUAAUUUUUAAGUGUUCAACUUUUUGUAUUGUAAAAUACUGAUUACCUAAACCCAUUGAAACCCAAUUGCCAUAGUAACAAAUAACAGUAUUGCCGCUCUCGGUCUGGGUCACAUGUAUGCCCUGACCUGCUUUGCACUGCUUUUGGUUGAUCUUGUAUUUUCUAGUUGGACAGAAUGGUAACUAACAGUAGGUUUUGUACUGUCGGCUUGUAUUUUUUAUUUGUACAUAUGUAAAAUAUUUCUUGUCCAAAGAUUCAUUUCUGGUUUUAAGGCACCAUACCAUAUAUCUAGGAUAAUGAGCACAAUAUAACUUAACAUUCAGGAUAGACUGACUCCAGUUAUUUGCUUCAACAACUUCUAAUCAGCUGAUAAUUUUCUAAAACUGCCUCUGUAAAGCAAGGCUGUGCGAUUUGAAAGCAUAGGCAGAUUUGGUUGCAGGUGUGUCAUAAUUUGGUCAAAAGAAUUAAAGCUAUGUACAUCAACUCUGGAGGUUUGGUUGACCCCCUGGAAGUGCUCAUUUACUUGAAGGUUGCAGCACCAUUUUUAGUUCUUAUUUAUCCUGCAGGAAAGCAAAGCCAGACCUCACUGCCAAGCUUCACAAAGGCUAGAUUGAUGAUGCCGACAUCAACAAAUGAACAUACCAUGGCAGCCUGGUCAUUCGGCUCAGGUUCACUUGAAGUUCAAAUCCACUCUGUGCUGUAGUAGUAUGCCCGUCUCAUCCAUCUUUUGUCGUUCUAUUUUUCUGCUUGUAAUUUGUUCUGUAGUUUUCUGUGGCAUCCACUUAUAGCUUCUCCUUUAGUGGACACUGCAGGUAGGUCGAAGCUGACUGCAGCAGUGCAUUCCUCAUAGCUUUGGGACGACAGAGUUGCAGACAGCUGACCUUCGCUGUUACUGAUGGUGGGUGAGCAAGGGCUGCAAGGCUAGUGCUGAGCUGCCAGUGCAGAGUCUGCAGAGCUCCAGGGGCAGUUUCUGCUGCCAGGAGAUAGGGAGACAGCUACAAGGAGCACCUCUUCCAUCUGUGUCUUCCUGUGCUGAAGGCAGGACUGACUGUGCCACAGUGAGGAGCAGCUUUGGUAGCUGCCAAGCUCAGCAUCCAGGCAAGCACUUGCUACGUAUGUCUUGGGAAAAUGGGCACAUAGCUGUGAGUCCCUUCCUGUGAGAUUUAGCUUAGAGCAUCCGGAGAUAAAACUGAUGCUUUAAUAUUUAUAGCAACAGUUGCACUUGCUCAGUCUUAGCAAUAGUAAGUUCAGCUUUCUCUUCGGUGACCUACAAGAAACACUGGAUGGCUCAAAAUGCUGCCAGGACAUCCAGCUGGGACAAGCGUCUAAGAAAUCUUCGGGAUAUAUUUGUAUAGUUGGUUCUCACUGUCUCUUCUCUUACACUGGCCUAGCAAAGCUACUUCAGGGAUGCAUCUGCAAAGAAACUUGGAAGAUAAAUUUGGUCUUUACAGUGGGGUUUUGCACUGUGGCACUUCAAAGAUAGCUGUUAGUGAAAGCAUGAGCAGUAAAACUGCAGUUCUUUCUGUAAGAGUGCAGAAGAGAUGUUUGAGUAAAGAGCUACAGCUGCUGAAAAGCAAGUUGUGCUCUCAGACAUGUUAACCAGAGGCUAGAAAACUGUGGACAUCUCCGAAGCAGAGAGGGCUCAGAGUCAAUACUCAGAAGCACAGUGAGACACACAGCACAGGGUGACUGAUUUUAUCUUUUCAGUCCACCGAUUCUAGGAAGCUUUCCUGCUGCACCUCUGAAUUCUGCAUAUCACGGGCAUCAGAUCAGCAUUUCCACAGGCAGGUUCUGUUUGCUGUUCCGUAACUUUUGUACUCUCAGUAACUCAUUGCAAGGCUGGUCCUUGCAUCCUCACAGCAAUGUGCCAGAGCCAGCACAAGCAUCCCUCUGCAUCCUCCUCCCUCCCUGUCGAAUAGGCAAGUGUGCCUCUACUGGUCCAGGCAGUAAAUAUUCAGGGAGCCUGAUAUUGAUGUUUGUCUGUGGAGAAGCCUUCUGGAGCAUAAGGGGAGGGGAUGUGUCAGUGGGAAGCAACAGAAGUGGAUUUGCAGAGCUUUACCAGAUGUGUUUGGCUACCUUCUUCAUAUUUCUAGAACAAAACUGGGCACCAGGUAGCGUAAUCUUGUGGCUGAUGCAAAGAUUAGUUUGCCAAAUCAUCCAGCAGAUCCAUAUCUCUGAAACAGAGACAGAAGAGCAGCAGUGAGGGGUUUACUUACUGCAAAAUAUACCUUCUGAUGUGAGUUAGUAGUGACGUGCUGCCUCCUGGAUUUCCCACAGCAAAGAGCGUACCAAGAUGACUCAUGGACCGUCCAGGACAGACUGCGAUGUCUCACGUGUUAAUUAUGGAAAGGCAAGAAAUUAGUGCAGAAAGUAAUGUAAAGAGUGAACUUUGUAGUAAAAUUCAAGUGUGGACUGACUUAGCAGAUGUCUUCCUGUGGGAGCAUCUUGUAGCUGUAGUGGUAUAGGAAUAAACGUUGUCAUACUUCGUUCCUUUGACUGUCACUGA